Molecule: messenger RNA, 2235 nt
Organism: Gryllus bimaculatus (two-spotted cricket)
Lineage: Eukaryota; Metazoa; Arthropoda; Insecta; Orthoptera; Gryllidae
Source: the annotation of a GenBank genome assembly
GCGGCGGCGGGGGCGGGGGCGGGCACGGGCACCACGGCCAAGGACGUGGCGCAGUGGGCGCGGGUGGUGCGCGAGCUGGGUGGAGAGGUGGAGGCGGCGUACGGCCCCCGCGUGACACACGUGCUGUGCGCCACGCAGCUGGCGCCCGCGGCCCGCGCCGCCCUGCGCGACGGCAAGCGCUGCGUCACAGCCUUCUGGCUGAGUGACGUGGUGCUACGCCAGCAGGUGCUGCCGCCCUGGCAGGCCCUGCACUUGCCCACGCCCUUUGGGGCGGAGGCGCGGCCGCUGCGCGGGCAGGUGCUGGCGCUGUCGGGCUUCGAGGGCGCGGAGCGGGCUCGCGUGGCGCACAUGGUGGAGGCGGCGGGCGCGCGCCUCACGCGCUACUUCUCCUCGCACAACCACGCGCUCGUCUGCAAGCGGCCCGACGGCGCCAAGUACCGCAAGGCGCGCGAGUGGGGGCGGCCCGUGGCGAACGCGCAGUGGCUCAGCGACCUGCUGCUGGGCCAGCACCACCCGCCGCCGCCGCCCGACCUGCCCAAGUACCAGCAGUUCAGCCUCGGCAACCCCUUCCGCAUCGAGGUGGCGCUGGUGCCGCAGCUGAUGGCCGCGUGGAAGGCGCCCAUCAACAUCACGCAGGAAGCGUUCGAACGGGCGCGCGCCUCCCUGCCGCCGCCGCCGCCGCCGCCCGGGGCAGGAAAUGUUGUUUUAUCACACAUGUCAUUUUCUUACAUUGAAGACACUGUUGUAGUGUAUAUUCACAACACCAGAUUGCUCUGUACAGAAAAGAAAAUGGAGUCAGUGGUAAGGCUGCCACAUACCAGGAUGGAUGUAACUGUUGUACAGUGUGUGUAUGUCAAAAUUGCUAUCCUAAUGGGAGAAAUGCCUCAGGCAAUUGAAUUGGAAGCUGUUGGUAUUAAUGACCUUCUAUACUGGACAGUCAGUCAGCCAGUAAAGGCUCGCCAGUUGGGGUGUGCAUUGGCUGCUAGGAAGCGAGAUGCAACACACUUUGUGAUGCCUCAACUGAACCGUACCAUCAAACUGCUGUGUGCCCUCUCAGUCUGCCAGUAUGUUGUUUCUGAACAGUGGAUUCUUGACAGCCAUGCCCAGAACACAUUAUUAGAUGAACAACCAUACAUUUUGGAUGAUCCAGAAUUUGAAAAAACUUAUAAAUUUAAUGUGACAAACAUUCUCAAGAAGCCAUCUCGAAAUGAACUUUUCAAGGGUCGAGUAUUUUAUUUGACCCCCAGUGUUGUGCCUUCUCCUCGGAGUCUAACAGAAAUCAUAGAAUGUGCUGGUGGGAUAGUAGAGAGACGUCACAGACCACCUAAGAACUUACAGGAUACAGCCCGUAGUGGCAGCCAGCACAUUGUCAUCACAGCAGAGGAUGAUCUCCACUUGCUGACUGACUUGGGAGAUUAUCAGGUUUAUAAUGGAGAAUGGGUCAUGCACUGCAUCAUGCAUCAGGAGAUUCUAUAUGAGAAUAAGGAAGAAACAACACCUUCACGCUAAUUCGAUCUUUAUAAGAUUAAGAAUUUUCUUACAUUAAUUGCAUUUUUUUAUCUCUAUUUCAAGUUUUGUGUUGUGUUUUGAAUUUCAGAAUUUUACUGUUUUGUAUUAAAUAUUUUUAACAAUAAUUUUUGUAUAUCGAAGAGAGAUCUGCAUUUGCAUUUAACUUACUCGAAGUAAAAUAGAACAACUACUGACCAAAGAAAAACAUUUUUUGUUCUGCCAUUUGUAUAAUGUAUAAACAUACUGAAACAUGUCAAGAAAGUGAUCAAACUUAUUAGGUGGAACACAUUCAGAUGGGUUUACUAUUUCUAGGUGACUGCCAUUUGUGUUAAAAUGACAGUGGAGGUAUUCCUUGUUUGAAAUCAUAUUUUUGCAGUUGAAAUGUCUGAUUCUUAGAGAAUUUGUUACAGAAUUAUUUAACUGAGAGUUGUAGAAAAUUAUUUAUUCUAUUUGGUAUGCUAGGGUAUGUAAUGUGGAGGGAAAGAUAGUUUUGGGAUGUAAAAUAAAACUAGACUUUCUAAAACAGUCUGCUAGUUAAGAUCCUUUUUGAAUUUCCUUCAUGUUGCAUGAUGUUGAAUUUUGAAAAAUGUGCUGUUGUGGAGAAGUUUGUGUAGAAUUGUUAUUUCUAAUGCUUGUUUCAUGCUUUUUGUAUUCAGAAAUGUAUGUACUUCCAAAGUGUACAGUUUGUGAAUAUUUUUGAAAAUAAAAUAGUUGGAAAUUUGAAAA